AUGGAUUUCGGAAGCGAUAGUGAAGAAACAAAGUCAAAUGGAUGUAAUGAAGAUUAAAAUCUUUAAGAUAUCUAAAUGGAAGAAAUAUAGAGAAAUUAAUAGAGCUCAUAGUAAAGCAGUUCGUAUGUCUAAAACUCUUAAAUGGAAAUACAGAAAGUAAACUUGUAAGAAGACAUUCCGUCUUGGAAUCUUACUUAAGUUGCUCCAUAAAAAAUUCAAGAGUAACUUGAAAGCUAAUUAAAAGACCUUCUUAAAUAACUAGAUUUAGAAAAUGAAAGCUACAUUUAAUCUGAGAUCUAAGAUACACUUGAUUAAAUUGAAAAUUGUAAAAAGAGAAAUCAACAAAAUAAAUUGCUUGAAAAAUAAGACCUUCUUAAAAAACUGAGAUAAGCUGAAUAAUUUGUGUAAAAAUUAAAAGAUUUGAAGUAGUAAACUGAAGGUUCCUAAAAAUAAACUUAAUAAUAAUAAGUUGAAAAUUAAUUAAAUUAACUUCUUAAUGAGUUAGAGCUACAUGAUGCAAAACUAAUAACAGAAGAAAUAGAAGAAGUUAAAGAUCUGAUUGAAAAGUAAACUAGUAGAAAUUAGCUAAACAAGGUUUCUGAAUCUAAAUAAAGACUUGCUAAGUUAGAUUAAGCCCAAGCAAAGUACAAGGAAUUACUAGCAUUAAAAGGAGAAACUCUACUUGAUUAAAAUUAAGUUAAAUAAUAAUAAUUAGGAGAAUAAUUGAAAGUUUUACUGUAAGAACUAGAUUUAGAAAAUGAAAGCUACAUUUAAUCUGAGAUCUAAGAUACACUUGAUUAAAUUGAAAAUUGUAAAAAGAGAAAUCAACAAAAUAAAUUACUUGAAAAAUAAGACACUCUUCAAAAACUGAGAUAAGCUGAAGAAAUUGUAAAAUAAUUAAAAGAUUUGAAGUAAUAAACUGAAGGUUCUUAAAAUUAAUCUUAAUAAUAAUAACUUGAAAGUUAAUUAAAUUAACUUCUUAAUGAAUUAGAGCUACAUGAAGCAAAACUAAUAACAGAAGAAAUAGAAGAAAUUAAAGAUCUGAUUGAAAAGUAAACUAGUAGAAAUUAGCUAAGUAAGGUAUCUGAAUCUAAAAUAAGACUUGCUAAGUUAGAAUAAGCCCAAGUAAAGUACAAUGAAUUACUAGCAUUAAAAGGAGAAACUGUACUUGAUUAAAAUUAAGUUAAAUAAUAAUAAUUAGAAGAAAAAUUGAAAACUUUACUGAAAGAACUAGAUUUAGAAAAUGAAAGCUACAUUUAAGCUGAGAUCUAAGAUACACUUGAUUAAAUUGAAAGUUGUCAAAAGAAAAAUUAACAAAAUAAAGUGCUUUAAAAAAAGGAAACUCUUGAUAAACUAAAAGAAGCAGAAAAAAUUGUUAAAGAAUUAAAUGAUUUGAAAUCAUAAACUGAAAAACCUUAAGAUCAAACUUAAUAAUAAUAACUUGAAAGUGAAUUAAAUUAAAUAUUUGAAGAUUUAGACAUACAUGAUGCAAAUAUAUUAUAAGAAGAAAUAAAUGAUGUUGAAAAUCAAAUUCAAAAGUAUCUGAGCAAAAACUAGUAAAACAAUGCCAAUUAAUCCAAAUUAAGACUUGAAAAGUUAAAAAAAGCAUCAGCAAUACAUAAGGAAUUACUAGAAUUGAAAGGAGAAACUAUAAUUGAUUAAAAUAAAGCUAAAUAGUAAUAAUUAGAUGAGAAAUUGAAUACUUUACUAUAAUAACUCGAUUUAAAAGAUGCUAGCCUAAUUUAAUCUGAGAUAAAAGAAGUAUUAGACGAAAUCGAAGUGUAUGAAAAGAGAAAUCAACAAAGUAAAGUACAAUAAAAAAAAGAAACUCUUCAAAAACUGAAAGAUGCUGAAAUAAUUGCAAAAGAAUUAAAAGAUUUGAUGAAUUAAAUAGAAGGCUCUUAAAAUGCAAAUUAAUCAUAAUAAUUUGAAAGUUAAUUAAAUUCAAUCCUUAAAGAAUUAGAUAUAAGUGAUGCAAAUUCAAUACAAGAUGAAAUUGAAGAUGCUGAAAAUCAAGUUCAAAAGUAUAUGAGCAAAAGUUAGUUAAACAAUGCCAAUUAAUCUAAAAUAAGAAUUGAAAAGCUGAAAGAAGCACAAAAAAUAUACAUUUAAUUAAAUAAUAAGAAUAAUGAAAAUCAAAUAGAAUAAUCAUAGCCUGAAGAUUCAAAUAAUAAUCAAACGGAAAUUAAGGAAAAUUAAUGUCAAGAUACUAAUCUCCCUAAAAAUCAACCUUUAGACAUAACAAAAAGGUAUAACAACUAUGAUGAUUUAAGAAAAGACAUCUCUUUAACCCCAGAAAGUAGUGAAAAAUACUUACUUGAAAUGAUAGAAAUUUGUUUAAGUUUGCAUCAAUAGGUAGAUACUCCUCAAACUGAUUCAGGAAACUAGUAACUUUUGACUUAGAAAGAAAAAAUCGAAAAGCGCUUGAAAGUUGAAGAAUUAAUAACUCCAGAAAUAAACUAAAAUUUACAAAAUAUAAAAUUAAACAUAGAUUAAGAUAAUUUUGAAGGUAUUAUUGAUGAAACAGAUAAGCUUAUUAAAAAGGUAAGACCUUUAAAUAUUCACGAAAUGAAAAGGUUGAUUCAUGAAGCAGAUAAAGCUGCUAAAGUUAUAGAAGGAUAAGACAUUAUUAUACUUUUAGGUGGAACAGGAGCAGGUAAAUCUACUACUAUUCACUUUUUAGCUGGCUCAGAGAUGGCUCAGAAAAGAAUCUAAAUACAAGAGGGUACUUUUUAUGAUUACAUAGGUCCUGUUAAAAUAAAGAAUAAGACACUUUAAAAAAUAAAAGUAGGAUUUUCAGCUACCUCUGAGACUCGUUUUAUUACACCUGUAAAUAUUAAUUUUAAAGACCUUAAUAUUCCUUCAAACGAUUCAAUUAUUUUAUGUGAUUCACCUGGUUUUGAUGACACUGCUGGACCAGAAGUAGAUAUAGCAAAUGGCUUAGGAAUUGUUAAAGCAAUAAAAAAAUGCAAGAGUGUGAGACCUGUAAUAUUACUAAGUUUCAAGAGUUAAGGUGAUAGAGGCUAAGGCAUUAAGCAAUUAGCUCACAUACUGGUAGGAUUUGUUGAAGAUAUUUAAGAUAAAUUAAGCUCCUUUUCUUAUUUAUUUUCAAAAUAUCCUAAAGAUUAUAAUAUUAAUUCUGAGUUAAUCAAUAUUAAAAAAAGUCUUGAUUCAAAUAUAGAAGAAAAAUCUGAUAAAGCUUUUGUUAGUCUAUUUGAAGACAUGAUUGAAAAAACUAAGAAAUCAUGUAACAAAAUAGAUCCUAUUAAAGGAAAUCCAGCUGAAAUUUUAAAAAGCCUAAUUAAACAGGAAGGAAUUUUAGAUCCUAGUUCCGUUUUCAAAUUUUCCAUAACAACUAAUUCUUAUUCUGCAAUUACUGAGUAUACAUAAAAAACACAAUAAACUAUAAUUUCUGCACUAAGUAGAAGUGAGUAUGAAUUAAUUAAUUUUAAGUUAGACGAACUAAAAUUUUUAAUGGACAUCUUAAGUUAAGAAUCUACAAAAUAAACUUAUGAGUAUUGUGUAAAUUAUAUUAAGGAUGUUAUCAAGAAAGAAUAUGAAAAUGCUACUGAGUAGCUAAAUUAAUAAAUAAACAACAACAACAAAUUAGAUACAAAUUAUCUAAGGUAAUAUUAAGAACUUAUUUAAAAGUUUUAAUAAAUAUAAAGCUUAAAAAACAAUCAUUUAGGUGCUCAUACUAGCAAUGCUAAUGAUUUAAUUGAUCAAUUAAAGUUUGCAAUUAAAAAGCUUGCUGAAGUUUUUGACCAAGAAAAUAUCAUUCAAACUUCAGUUUUAGUUAAUCUAGGUAAUAUUAAGCUGAUUUCUGAGUACUUUCCAGAAGUAAUGUAGUAAUAUAAUGAAGCGUGUUAAAAGAUAUAAAAAUAAAUUGAAGAUGUUUUUGCUUCUUGUAUUCAAGCAUUAAAAAACAAAAAUUUUGAUGAUCUAGCUCAAGCAAUUUAUAAAAUAACUCAAUAUCGAAAGCAAUUUAAAAAUCACUUAGAUGAUUAGCCUAUUUUGGAUCAAUUAGAAAGAAUCAAAGAUUAAUUUAAAACGAGAAUAGACUAAUCAGUUUAAGAAGUAAUUGAAAUUUUGAAAUUAUAAUUACUAAAAGACGAAGAUAUUAACAUUAUAAAUGAAUAAAUUUCAAUUAUCGAAAAUGCUGAAAAGAAUUUACUACUUGCUUAAAAUAUUAAUAUUGAUUAUGUUAAAAAUCAAAAAAACAAUCUUUUUAAAAAUUUAUUAGAAAAAUUUGAAAAGAUUAGCAAAAAGAUUGAAGAGAUUCUUAGAAAAGAACCAGAUUAGGCAUUUCUUUAAUUAAAAAACCUUGUAGAGGAGAUGGAUUAAUUUAGAAAAAUAAAUGGAAUAGAGAAUAGAACUGCUGAUACCUACUACAAAUCUAUCUAGGAAAUAUAGUCAUUAAUGCAAUAAAUUAAAAGAGAUGUAGAAUAACUUUUGAGUGAUUUCUAGCAUGAUAAGAAGAAAGUAGACUUCUAAAAGAUUUACCGUUGUUUAAAUCAAUUAAAAUGUGCUCAAUGGAUGAACGAUGUAAAUAAAGGAGCUUAUGAUUAAACUAUAACUCAUAUAUCAUAAGAGCUUUUGAAGUAUUCUUAAUUUGAAAUCAUUUAAAAACUAGGAGAAAUAGAUUUAAGCUAAAAGAAUUAUGGAAAUAUCUAAGUAGCUUCUGAAUUGAUUAAAGAAUUGGAAGCAAUGAUAUUGUUUGAAGAAUACAAUUCUAAAUUAACAGAGUUAAGAGAAAAUGCAUGCUCUAUGUUUAAAAAAUCAGUAUAAGUUGUCUUUAAUUAAGUAAAAGAAUUAAUAAAUGCAGCUAGUACUGGUGGUUAGCUUUUCUAAGUUAAAGAUAAGGAAGAAGAAAAAUAAGAAUUAGAAAAAUCAGAAUAAAAGGAAUAACAAUUAAAUAGAUAACGUUUAUUAGUAAAGCUUGAUGGAAGUAAAAUUGAAGAUUAUCUUAAUUAUAUUCGUGUUGCCUGCUAAAAUAAGUGGACAAGAGAUGACGCUAAUACUUUAUUGGAAUAAUUGAAAGAAUUUUUAGCAUUUUACAAAGAAUCCAAAAAUUAAUAAAUCCUUAAUCACUACGAGAAUAUCAUAGAUUUACAUGAAUAAGAUGAAAAAAAAAAGACUUAGAGUGCUUUAUAAUUAUCAGAACUUAUUCAAGAAUUAAUGAGCUUAUAAAAAUAUGAAGAGACUAGCUCGUUGAUUUAACCAAAUUAAUUGAUUCAAGAUUAAAAAAAUAGGAUGUAAUAGUAUUACAUAGAAUUGAGUCAUGAUAUGAGUUAACCUACGAUAGAUAAAUAAAAAUUAGCAAAAUCUAUUAUUAUAUCUAAACUAUUAAGUCAUACUGAUAAUAAAUUUGAAGAAAAUAAAUUUUUCAACCUCUACUAGUCUAAGCAAAAUGCUUUGAAUGAUGAAUUCAAAGAUAAUUACAAAAAAAUAUUACAAGCAAUAGAAAAAAAUGAUUUUGUUGCAGUUAAAACUGAAUUAAUGUAACUCGAUGAUAAUCCUGUAAAUUAGAAAGCUAUGAAUUAGAUAAAGGCAUAACUUUAAUAUCAAACUGAAACUUUGUUAGAAUAGGCUAAAUUAGAUGCAUUAGCACUUGGAAAUUAAAUUGAAAAAGAUAUUAUCAUGAAGAUAAUUAAAACUAUUGAAAUAAUUAAAAAAUCAAAGUCUUCUUUUAAAGAAUAUUUUGAAAAAAGUUUUUUGGAAACUAUUGAUACUGAAAUAGAAUCAAUAAUUUCAGAUAUUGAUCAAAAGAUUUCAAAAUUUUUAGAAAGCAUUACUGCACUUUUAAAGUAAUCUGACUUUUUUGAAGUUGAAGAAAAGAGAGAAUAUAUUACCUAAAUUUUAUAAUUAUUAGCUGCUCAUAGUAAAGAUAAAAAAAAUAAAGAUAAAUUAAAUUAAUUAUAGAGUGAUCUAGAAAAAAAAGUAGAAGAAAUAACAGCAACUAAAUAUGAAGAUGAAAAAGAUUUUAUAUUUCACCCUCCAAAAUAAAUUUUAGAAAAGCUCAGUAAGGUUAAAGGUAGAAACCUUAAAUAUGCAGAGUGCUAUACAAAUUUAUAGCAGAUACUUAUCAUUAAAGUAAGACAACAAAUAGUAGAUUAUUAAUCUUCAGAUUCAAGUCAACAAUCAUAACAAAUCUUAAAAGUUGAAACUCUCAUGAACUCAGUACCUGAAGAAUUAAAAUAAGCAUUAAAAGAUUAAUUUGAUACUUCUAAAUAAUAAAAUGAGUAGAGAAGGAAAGUCUUUGAAGAUUAAUUUAACGAACUUUAGUCAUGUGAAGAUUUAGACAGGAAAAAAGUAUUUUUAGAUGAGUGCAAAGCAUAAAAAAUGCAUAAUUUUGAAGAUAAGAUGAGAAAAUUAGUUUAAGAAGAAUGUUAAUCUAUACUUAGUAAAUUUUAAGAAGAUAUGGAAAGUGGUAAACCUAAAGAUGGAGUACAAAAAGCCAUUAAACUUUUAGAAUAUAAUAAACAUUUUGAAAAUGAUGAAAAAAUAAAAUCUUAAUUUGAGAAAGUAUCAAACACAAUAAAAGAAGAAAUGAAAAAUAAGGUGAAUAAUUUAAAAUGCAUAGAAAAGUUUGAGGACAACACUGAUUAAUAUGAGAAAGAGUAUGAAUUAUUCUUGAAUCUGUUGUAAACUAUUAAAGACUACAAGGAAUAAUUGUUAUCAAGUGAUUUUGAUAAAAUUUUACAGGAAUUUUGCUCAAUUCUACAAACCUUCUUUAUUGAUAUUUUCAAAAAUUUUGAUGAAGACUUAAAUAAUGAUAAAGUACAACAUAUCGAAAAAGAUCUUACAACAAUUAAAAAAUGGGAAAAUUUAGUUUAAAAGCUAAAAAAAGAUUUUUAAAAAGUAAAUAAUUUGAGUUCUUGCUUCGAAUAGUUACCAAAGGCUAUUGCCACUAUUUAAGAAAAAAGUGUAAGCUUUAAAGAAUGCAUGGAAAAACUUGCUAAUCGUUUAUUUGAUUCUAAAAACGAUAUUAUGAAGUUUAAUUUCAUUUAAGAUCUAAAUAAGGAUGAUUACUACAAAUAGAUAUAAAAAGGUUUAUAAACACUUAAAUAAGCACAAGAAGCCAAAAUUGACUUUAAAGAAACUAAAUUUGAACCUGAAUGCUAUGAAAAGGAAUGCAUUCCAACUAUAGUAAAGAAAAUUGAAGAAGAAGAAGAAAAAGUUUAUUAGGUAUUAAGAAAAGAAGACUCAUAGAUUUAAGAUAAGGAUUAUAAACAAAUUAAUCAGUUUUAUGAGAAUAUUGAGAGUUUAAAGAAUAAUGUUAACUAAUUUAUACCAGUUGAAAAACAUAUUGAUGAACUUAAUGAUAAAAUUGACUAGAGAAUAGAUAAAAUAGAAAAUAACAUUGAUUUAGAAAAUGUUGACAGUGUCGCUUAAAACAUUAUUCAAAUGAAAAAACACUCUGAAAAUUUACAUCCAUUUAAGAAAAAGAUUUCUGGAAAACUAGAUAAUUUUUUAAAAAAUAAAUAUUUUAAAGACAAAGAAUCUAAAUCUAUGAAAAUGGCUAAGUUAGCAGCUCAUUUAUAAGAUGAUGAAAAUGGAUAUGGCGCAGCUAUUAUAGAAGAAAGUGAAGUCUUUAAAGGAGUUUCUAUUUCAAUUUUUAACGAAAGUACAUAAAAGCAUGGUAUUGAUUAUGUAAUUGAAAACAUUAGAGGUGAUGAAAUAGAUAAAACAAAGCUCAAAGAACUGUAUAUGAAAUUUGAAAAAGAAUACUAAGAAAUAGUUACAAAAAAUUUAUUGUAUGUAGAGAAAAAUACUAAGACAGAUAAAGAGAUUAUUGAAGAUCUGGUGAUAAAAACUAAAUAGAUUACAAAUAAAAAAGUAGAAAUGAAGGAAGGAAAAAUUAAUUGGGAUAAUUCUUUGAGAUAAAAAUUACCAUCUUUGGUUGCUAAUUUAUUUGCAUUAUGGACUCUUUUGAAUACAUAAUACUUUAAAGAAGUAGCCGAUUUAGAAAAUAAACACAACUAUUUGUUAAAACCUCAUGCAGGAUAAGUUAUUUCUAUAUUCCGUUUGAUAGGGAUAGGAUAUAGUAAGGACAAUCUUUAUAAUAAUUUAGUAUAAUUAGGUACAGGAGAGGGUAAAUCAAUAAUAUUAGCUAUUACUUCUAUUACAUUCGCUUUAUUUGAUAUGGAUAUUUAUUGUGCUUGCUAUAGCGAGUAUCUUAGCCAACGUGAUUACAAUAGUUUUGUAUAAUUAUUUAACACACUUGGAGUCACCCCUAAUAUUAAAUAUGGUAUAUUUAAUAAAAUAUGUGAAUAAAUUAUAAAUGAGAAUGGAUAAGUUCGUGAUUUAGCUGUUAAUUAUAUUACUAAUGGUUUUUCUGGAAGAAGUAAAGGCCUUGACAAAGAUAAAUAAAGAAAACCAAAAAUUUUAUUGAUUGAUGAAGUAGAUGUUUUCUUUUCAUAAGAUUUUUAUGGUAAACUUUAUAAUCCCAUAGCACGUUUAUAAGAUUAAUGCAUUAUAGAUCUUGCUCAAUUUAUAUGGAAUAGAAGGAGUAACUAUCUUUCUCUUAAGGAAGUACAAGAAACUGAGUGUUACUAAUAGUGCAUUAGUAAAUUUAAAAAUUUGAAUUGCAUAAUCGAUGAAUCUAUAAAAGACAUGAUAUCAGAUUCUAGAAACUUCGAGCAUAAAUAUGUAGUCUAAAAUCUAUAAAUAGGUUACUAAGAAUAAGAUGGUAUAUCAUUUGAUAUCACUUAUGGCUAUAAAACAUUAUUUGCUUAUUUUUAUGAAUUAGAAUAAAAAAGAGUAAGUGAAAGUAAAUUAAAAGAAAAUACAUUUAUAAGCAUAAAAUGUGGCAGCUUUUCCUAUUCCGAAAUUCCAUUUAAAUUUGAUUGUAUUGUGGGAGUAACAGGUACAUUAGAAACUUUGAGUGUACCAGAAAAAAACAUAGUUUAAAAAAUAUAUAAUAUAACUAAGGAUACUUAUAUUCCAAGUGUUUUUGGAAAAAAUAACCGUAAAUUCGCAGAAAAAGAUGAUACACAUGUUGAAGAUGAAGAUGAUUAUUUUAAGGUACUUAGAAACGAAAUUGAGAGAAAUCUAAACAGAAAUGGUUCUGACAAAAAUCUAAGAUCCGUUUUGGUUUUCUUUGAAUCAAAAUAGAAGCUAAUUAAUUUCUACUAGUCUGAUUAAAUGAAAGACAUUAAGAUGGAUGUUGAAAUUAUUACAGAAGAAGUAUCAACUAAUAAUGAUAAAAAAUAACAAUUAAUUAAGAAAGCUACUGUUUCUGGGUAAAUAACUCUCCUAACUUCUUCAUUUGGACGUGGAACAGAUUUUAUUUGUCGUGACUAAAAAGUGUUAAAUAGUGGAGGAGUACAUGUUAUUUAAACAUUUUAUUCAAGUAAGAAAUCUGAAGAGGUUUAAAUUAUGGGCAGAAGUGCUAGGUAGGGAUAAGUUGGAUCUUAUAGUUUGGUUCUUUUGGAUUAAGAGCUAUAAAGGGUUAUAGGACCUGGAUAUGAAUAAGCACUAAAAGACAUGAGAGAUAAUAAUAACCACUACAAAAAACUAGGUGAAUAUCGUAAACUAAGAGAGGAUUAAGAAUAUGAUAAUAGAAACAAAUUUAUUGAACAAAUAAAGAAAGAUCAUGAGGAGGGAUAAAAAUUUGUAUAGGCCAUGUUAGAACAGGAUGAAAAAUUUAUUAAAGAGUUCUUAGCAAGCAAAAAUAAAGGUACAAAUGAAAUACCUAAUCUAAUUCGUAUUCUUUGUUUAGUUGAUGGCACAGGGUCUAUGGGACCUUUAUUAAAUAAAGCUAAAACAACAGUAAGUGAAAUGUUCGAAAGAUCUUGUAAAAUUAUCAAAAAUACUAAAAAAAAUAUUCCAGAGGAUUGUUUCAAGCUGUAAUUUGCAGUUUAUAGGGAUUACGAUCAAAAAGAAGGUGUUCUACAAGCUUCUCCAUGGGAAUCAAAAGUUGAUAAUUUACGCUUAUUUUUAGAUACAGUAAAGCCUGCAGGAGGAGGAGAUUAUGAAGAAGCAGUUGAAAUAGGUUUUUAACAUGCAAAUUAAGAAAAUUAAAAUUAAGAAAUAGCAGCAAUAAUUUUGCUUGCAGAUGCUCCUUCAAAAAGUAUGUCUUCAAUUAAAUAAUAUAGAGAAAAAUAUGGAGGAGAAAGCUAUUGGAAAACAACAAAAUAUUCAGAGAUAACUGACUACAAAAAAGAAAUGUAAAAACUAAAAGCAGCUAAUAUUCCUAUACAUAGCUUCUAUUUGGAUGAAGGAGCAAAAAGUAACUUUGAAGAAAUUUCUGCAUUUACUAAUGGAAAAUGUGAAGGCUUAAAUAUUGACUCUAAUGAUGCCACAGAUAAAUUGAUUUAAAUAGUUGUUGAACCAAUUCUUAAAAAUGUAGGUAAAUAAAAUGGAUUAGGAGAUGAUUUAUAUCAAGAAUAUCUAAAAUUGUUUGCUAAAAGCUAUAAAUGA
Tetrahymena thermophila SB210 is the source of this 10425-nucleotide messenger RNA. RefSeq names its product helicase carboxy-terminal domain protein, putative. The record is from RefSeq and is a predicted model, not a curated record. Gene Ontology annotation, biological process: protein targeting. The transcript has a single exon. Gene Ontology annotation, molecular function: ABC-type protein transporter activity; ATP binding. Lineage: Eukaryota; Ciliophora; Oligohymenophorea; Hymenostomatida; Tetrahymenidae.